UGUAUUACACCGAACACUGCAUCUCCACUCUUGAACAGUGAAAUUAAAACCCUUCAACGUGAACUUUUACUUUGAAAAUAUCAGGCCGGAAGUAUUUGGAUACAGAUGCGCUGGAGCUACAGGACAGGCGUCGGCUAUGGCUGAGACCCACAGCUUACAGGACCUCCAGCAGCCGGCUGUUUCCUCCAAGGUCUUCAUCCAGAGAGACUACAGCUCAGGAACAAUAUGCAAGUUCCAGACCAAGUUUCCCUCUGAGCUGGAGUCUAGGAUGGAUAAGCAGCAGUUCGAGGAGACCAUGCAGACUCUGAACAACCUGUAUGCGGAGGCGGAGAAGCUUGGAGGAAAGUCUUACCUGGAGGGCUGCUUGGCUUGUCUGACUGCCUACACCGUCUUCCUGUGUAUGGAGACACACUACGAAAAGGUGUUAAAGAAGAUUGCCAGAUACAUCAAGGACCAGAAUGAGAAGAUUUAUGCUCCCAGAGGCUUACUGCUGACUGACCCUUUAGAGAGAGGCCUUAGAGUCGUGGAAAUCACCAUCUUUGAAGACAGAAGCAUUGGAUCUGGAAGAUAAAACGAUUUUUGCCACAUGAUGACGUCCGGUGACCGCUGUAGCCUUUCCGAUCGAGUCACCUUCACAUCCCGAGGGUCCAACGUGUGUUUUUUCCGCUGUUACAUGCAGUUGAAAUUAUGAGAUUGCAUACUUCCUGCAAAAGAGAAAACAUAAGCAUAUUGAAAACAUGCAGUAUGACUAAAUAAUGGCUGCUGAACAAUCGUCAGGACUGUGCCGAAACACAGAAAUGUACUCUGUCUUCAGUGUUUUUCUAUUCUGGAGCAUGAUUUUGCUCUAUGUCUUAUUUCAAUGUGCAGGCUGGUGACUGACCAGAUACUCCUAAUCUGCUUCAGUGUAUACCCAGACCUCCCUUUCUGAAAUACAUGUGUACUUUUACAUGUGAUCUUUUCCUCCUGUAAUUUAUAAAUACUCUCCUGUUUGCCUUUGUGUAUGUUUGUACAUGCCUUUUCUUGUCUUUUUCUAAUCAAGACGUCUAAAAUGUUGAGCAGGCUUUAUAGAAUGUGCCAUUGUGUUCAUUGCCAUCAUCUCCACAUUCAUUACAAGAGGUUUGAGGUGUUGCUUUGAAAAUUUAAAGACGGGCAAUGUGUUGUAAAGUUUUGGCCCAGUUUGCGAUCACAUCGGUUAUGGAUGGUUAAUAUUAACAAUGUGAGGGUCGCGACCUCUGCAGAACCCAUGUUUUCAAUUAUGUGAAACAAUGCAAGUGUUUGGGGGUGGGAACUUGUUUUAGAAGUUGUAAAUUUGAGAUGUUUCUGGUUUUGAAGAUGGAGCAUGUUUACUAAGUUCUCCUCUAAAUAACCCCAACACAUUUUGGGAACUGUCUCAUUUCCAUGACAGUGAUAUAUUCAGCUUCAGCAUACAUCAUACGUACCAUCACAAUAUCCAUUAGCAUUAGACAGUUGGAAAGCUCUACAGCACAUUGUUUAGAUUUUGUUUGUAGGAUACUUCCACAAUUGUCCAUAAUUGUCUUGUUUUAUUUAAAUAAAUUGUAGUUACCUGAAAUGAA
This is a messenger RNA of Xiphophorus couchianus (Monterrey platyfish), 1574 nucleotides long. RefSeq names its product golgin subfamily A member 7-like. The record is from RefSeq and is a predicted model, not a curated record. Lineage: Eukaryota; Metazoa; Chordata; Actinopteri; Cyprinodontiformes; Poeciliidae. Bases 137 to 571 code for a protein of 144 amino acids. Gene Ontology annotation, biological process: protein targeting to membrane; peptidyl-L-cysteine S-palmitoylation; Golgi to plasma membrane protein transport. Gene Ontology annotation, cellular component: palmitoyltransferase complex; Golgi stack. The transcript has 5 exons.